Zalophus californianus (California sea lion) is the source of this 911-nucleotide messenger RNA. RefSeq names its product SS nuclear autoantigen 1 (gene SSNA1). Gene Ontology annotation, cellular component: ciliary basal body; centrosome. The transcript has 3 exons. The record is from RefSeq and is a predicted model, not a curated record. Lineage: Eukaryota; Metazoa; Chordata; Mammalia; Carnivora; Otariidae. Bases 104 to 466 code for a protein of 120 amino acids.
GCGGCGGUGACGUAUCGGAGGGCGCGCUGUCCCGAGGCAACGCGCAGGCGCGAGCGGGGAUGCGGUAGCGGCGGUUGGAGUGGUCGCGGCCCCGGCGGCGACCAUGACCCAGCAGGGCGCGGCGCUGCAGAAUUACAACAACGAGCUGGUCAAGUGCAUCGAGGAGUUGUGCCAGAAGCGAGAGGAGUUGUGUCGGCAGAUCCAGCAGGAGGAGGAUGAGAAGCAGCGGCUGCAGAAUGAGGUGAGGCAGCUGACGGAGAAACUGGCUCGAGUCAAUGAGAACCUGGCGCGCAAGAUUGCCUCUCGCAACGAGUUUGACCGGACCAUCGCGGAGACAGAGGCCGCCUACCUAAAGAUCCUGGAGAGCUCUCAGACUUUGCUCAGUGUCCUGAAGAGGGAAGCUGGGAACUUGACCAAGGCCACAGCCUCAGAGCAGAAGAGCGGCGGUGGGGGCAAGGACAGCUGACCAGCUGCAGGCGGGAGGGGCUGCCCCCCCCCCCCCCCCCCCCCCGGCACCCGUGAACAGCUGGGCCUCCAAUAAUCUGUCUUCAACGUGUCUUUGCUCUUCAUGGUAGCAGUUGUCUCCUUUCAUUGUCUUGGGUACCAAGAGGCCGUUGCCAAGCUCCACCCACCCCAGGUGAUGAGGACAGCCCUGGGCACAGCCCACCGGGUAAGGGUCCUGGCCCUGCAGGAUUUGGUGAGGCCAGGCUCUGGGUCACUCCUGCUCAGGGCCUGAGGACCCCACAUCCCCCUGUGCUGCUGGUAAAGCCCUGCUCCCUAGUCUCAGCACCAUGGCAGUGCGCUCACUGUGGUGCCCAGGCCAGGGGAGUGGGCAAGGGCCUGGGGCCCUCCACCUUGGAGCUUGCUCUCGUAGCCUAUGACUGUCAAUAAAGAUUGUCUUUGUAAAAAUA